AUGGCCGACGUAAACCUCAAAGAAGUCCAUGACUUCAUGAUCACCAUCGCCAAACAAGCCGGCUCGCGCAUCACCUCCGCAACGCCAACCACACAAGGCUCAGGCUCAAAGAAGAACUCCGUCGACCUAGUAACCGAAACCGACCGCGCAGUCGAAGCCCUCAUCUCCACCUCCCUCUCCACAAAAUACCCAGAUUACGCCUUCAUGGGCGAAGAGACCUACAAGCCCGGCGACACCCUCUCCGCCGACCCCACCUUCAUAUGCGACCCCAUUGACGGGACCACAAACUUCGUCCACCGUUACCCCUACGUCAGCAUCUCUUUGGGGCUCGCCAUAAACCGGGAGCCGGUGGUGGGAGUCGUUUACAACCCGUUUACACAAACGCUGUACUCAGCGAUCAAGGGACAGGGUGCAUACUUGAAUGAGACGACGAGACUGCCGUUGAGCGAGCCGACGAAGUUGGAUGGCUUGAGCAGCUGUUUGGUAGCGGUGGAGUGGGGGAGUGAUAGGAGUGGGAAUGAUUUCAAGGUCAAAUCCGAAACCUUCAAGAAACUCGCUGCUACAAAGGAGAAUGGAGGGGGUAUGGUGCAUGGACUGCGGUCAUUUGGUUCUGCGGCGCUCAAUCUGUGUGGUGUGGCGAGUGGUGGGUUGGACGUUUACUGGGAGGCUGGGUGUUGGGCGUGGGAUGUUUGUGCCGGAUGGGUCAUUCUGAAAGAGGCGGGCGGUAUUAUGGUGGAUGCGAAUCCGGGGAAUUGGAAACCGAAGGUGGAGGGGCAGAGGUAUAUGGCGGUUAGAGGAGGAGAGGGGCAGAAGGAGAUCGUUGAGGAAUUCUGGGGGUUGGUUGAGGGAGCUUUUGAGGUUGGCGCAACGCGCGGCCUUGGUGCGAGCAUCGUACAAAAAUACGCAGCAGACGCGAACAACCAUGUCCUAGCGACCGCGAGGGCGUCAGAGCCUCCAGAGAACACAAACAACAUAACAUACAUCCCCAACGUCGAUCUCGAAUCCCCCCACGUCGGCAGCGAUCUCGUCCACUUUCUUGAAUCAAACCACAUACCACACCUAGACAUCGUCAUCAUAACAGCCGGAUACUUUAAGACAGAAUCGCUUAAGGAGCCCUCGUUCUCCGCGCAACAGCGCAUGUACACCAUUUGCGCCAUCGGCCCCACCAUACUCGUCACCGCCCUUGCAAACUACAACAGCACCCUCCUCUCUUCGGCAUCCAAGAUUGUCUUCGUCUCAUCCGAAAGCGGCAGUAUAACGCUCCGGCACGAGUCUGAAGGCGGCGGCAACUACGGUCACCAUGCUAGCAAGGCAGCACUCAACAUGUGCAUGAAGUUGUUGAGCAUAGAUUUGAGGGAUAGGGGCAUUGCGGUUGUCUCUGUUCAUCCGGGCUUCAUGCGGACGGAAAUGACUCGUAAUGUGGGCUUUGAUAAGUUCUGGGAUGAAGGAGGGGCGGUUGAACCUGAGGUUGCUGCGGAGAGCCUGGUGGAGUGGAUUGAGACGUUUGAUAUUAGUCAUACUGGACAGUACUGGGCGCCGAGGGGACCUGGUGAUAUUGGUACUGCUGAACCCGUGUUGGGGCCGAAGAGCAAGCUGUCUACUCCUCUCCAGCUGCCUUGGUGA
Molecule: messenger RNA, 1623 nt
Organism: Alternaria infectoria
Lineage: Eukaryota; Fungi; Ascomycota; Dothideomycetes; Pleosporales; Pleosporaceae
Exons: 5
Coding region: 1-1623 (540 amino acids)
Biological process (GO): signal transduction; phosphatidylinositol phosphate biosynthetic process; inositol metabolic process
Molecular function (GO): inositol monophosphate 1-phosphatase activity
Source: RefSeq, a predicted model, not a curated record